GGUGAAUCUGAUAUCACGAUGAAGUCAAGCGAUGGCGUACUAUUCCGAGUCCAUAGGAGGAACCUAGAGAUGUACUCCGAGGGCUUCCCGGGAGAUGAUCUUGCUACACAAAAUGAAGUCGUGCAGCUUAGCGAGACCGCCGCGGCACUGGAACUUCUGUUCCAGUAUAUGUAUCGGCAGCGGCAACCUGAUCUAUUAUGCGUGCCUUUCGAGACACUGGCUCAGCUCGCUGAAGCCGCGGAGAAGUAUCAGGUCUUUUCGGCUAUCGAAGUAUGUAAGAUGUAUAUGAUGACAUCUAUCCCGUUGCAUCCUGUCGAAGUCCUAGCAUAUGCAGGUAGACAUGAUUAUGCGACACUUUGCGAUGAAGCUGCUCCUUUGACCAUCAACGCGUCUGUGGAAGACAUGUCCAAACACCUUGGCCCGGCGACAUUUAUUAUCUGGGUC
Messenger RNA from Postia placenta MAD-698-R-SB12, 444 nucleotides. RefSeq lists its product as hypothetical. The transcript is spliced from 2 exons. The record is from RefSeq and is a predicted model, not a curated record. NCBI's taxonomy places the organism in Eukaryota, Fungi, Basidiomycota, Agaricomycetes, Polyporales, Adustoporiaceae. Gene Ontology annotation, molecular function: protein binding. The annotation marks the transcript as partial.